GCAAACUGUCGUAAACAUUCAGAUCGGAACACGGCAGGAUAGAAACGUGUGAAUCAACAGAUAUGAAUGUCUCAAGUCAAAUUUAAAGUAAAAUGAACGAGUUAAUUAGGAAGUAUGCUGCUGGAAGCUCAGUCAGGCAGUUCGGAGGUAUCUGUAGUCUAGUUGUGUUGAGUUAAAGCCGCUGACAUGUUUUUGGCAGCUUGUAGGAAGAGCUGUGCUAGAGGACAGAUACACAGACUGACAGUCAGCACUGCUGCCAGCUGCCACGACAAAACACCUGCAAACUCACCGCUGAGAAACACUACAUCCCAGCUGAAGAGCAGAUUCUGGAGCUCCUCUGCUCUGGAGCUUCACAGAACAGUCACUCAGAGAUCAGAACAUCUCUUCUCAGUUAGAUGUGGAUCAAGAGCAUCUAAACAUCCCUGCAAGCUUCAUCUGCUGCUGUGUGGCACAAACAGGUUUUUUACUGAAGCAUCUAGAAAGCCAGGUUUGGAAGUGAGAUCAUCUGAAAAGGAUGAAGAUCAAACAGCCUCUUCACUUGCAGCUAAUAAAGAGGGACAUUUCCAGUUUAAAGAGCUGUAUGAGAAUCCAUGGACAAUCCCUAAUUACCUGUGUAUUGCCCGGAUCGUUCUGUCUCCUGUCCUGGGAUACUUAAUCAUGGAGCAGUACUUCCACGUCUCUCUGGGGCUUUUUGUUCUGGCUGGAGCAACAGACUUGUUAGAUGGCUACAUUGCACGUAACUGGCCCAAUCAGAAGUCAGCUCUGGGCAGCGCUCUAGAUCCAUUGGCUGAUAAGAUUCUCAUCAGUAUUCUUUACAUCAGUUUGACAUAUGCACAACUCAUCCCAGCUCCACUCACAGCACUGAUCAUUUCCAGAGAUGUUGCUCUGAUUGCUGCUGUUUUCUAUGUGCGCUAUAAAACAGUUCCACCGCCAGUAACACUCAGUAAAUUCUUCAACCCGUGUUACACCACUGCCCGGCUGAAGCCAACACUCAUCAGCAAGAUGAACACGGGUGUGCAGUUGUUUCUGGUGGCGGCGUCUCUGGCUGCGCCGGUGUUUCACUACACUGACAGUGUUUUACUGCGGUCACUGUGGUACAUCACCGCUCUGACGACCGCAGCAUCCGGUUACAGCUACUAUCAUUACGGUAAAAAGACCGUUGAGGUGCUGAACAACACAAAGUAGUUGUACAGUCAUCUGAGAUUGAGCUUUGACCAAGACAUUGGGAUAAUUAGUGUUUAUGCACAGGGGAAAUUAAUCGUACUUUUGUAAUCAAGACACUUUAGUCUGCCAGAAACUUGUUUGAUUGUUUUUUGAUUACAGUAUUAAAUCCAAGCGCUGUCAUUUUUUAUUAGCAUGUUGUUUUUUAACUCCACGGGAAAAUUAAACAUUACUUUUAACGAACUUUGGGUAAGUUUUCUGAAUAAAAAUUAACAUAAGAUGAAUUUGUGCUUAUGUGAUGUGUUUCUAAAUGUGACCAGACUUACAAAUAGCAGGACUUCAAUGAGCGUCACCUGCAGGUAAGUUUUACGAAUAUCUGUUAGAAAUAGGAGCUUAGGUGAAAUACUUUCAGCUAAAUAUCUAAAAGCUCUUAUUUUGAGAGCAUUAAUUUCCUCUGUAUAAACAGGUCUUCUCAAAUGCUGUCCGUUAUGAAGAGAUCAGUUCCUCCACUCCUUGUGUUCAUUCUUGGUGUGGCUGUGCUUGAUUCCAGAGUUGUUGAAAUGAAAACGGUUAAUGUACUUAAGUUAUGUUCAUGUUAUAUAUAGGCAUACUAUAUUAAGUGUUUUAAUAGUGUUGUUCAAUACAAUCUUGUAAAUUCUU
Molecule: messenger RNA, 1821 nt
Organism: Carassius auratus (goldfish)
Lineage: Eukaryota; Metazoa; Chordata; Actinopteri; Cypriniformes; Cyprinidae
Product: cardiolipin synthase (CMP-forming)-like
Exons: 7
Coding region: 187-1185 (332 amino acids)
Biological process (GO): cardiolipin biosynthetic process
Cellular component (GO): membrane; mitochondrion
Molecular function (GO): cardiolipin synthase (CMP-forming) activity
Source: RefSeq, a predicted model, not a curated record